Fundulus heteroclitus (mummichog) is the source of this 2282-nucleotide messenger RNA. Its product is annotated as carbohydrate sulfotransferase 15. Bases 342 to 1988 code for a protein of 548 amino acids. The transcript has 8 exons. NCBI's taxonomy places the organism in Eukaryota, Metazoa, Chordata, Actinopteri, Cyprinodontiformes, Fundulidae. The record is from RefSeq and is a predicted model, not a curated record. Gene Ontology annotation, molecular function: N-acetylgalactosamine 4-sulfate 6-O-sulfotransferase activity. Gene Ontology annotation, biological process: hexose biosynthetic process.
CAGCUGAGCUCAGAGCGCGCAGCAGUCUGGAUGGAGACGCUCCUGACGGCGGUGCCUUCCGUUGCCGUCUGGCAACACCAACACGGAUCACACUGAGGAUACUGGGACUGUAUCUGUACCUUCAUGUCAAAUCGGUUUGAUCAAGUUAAUCGGAGGAGAUCAGAUGGAUGAAAUUGACUCAACUCCAUUGAGGGGCUUUUUUCCAAGUGGCGGACCCACACAAAAUGAAGACAAACGAGGAUGUGGAUGUCAACGCAAUCACUUCUAGGCAAGCUUUACCAUAUUGAGAAAGCAAUCCCCUGGUUUCCUUUUCCACAUGUCUACUCCACUUCUCUGCCAUCAUGUCUCUAAAAGACAGCAAACAUGGGAGCAACACACACAAGGACCACAGUCACAGGCCCCACAACUUGCCCCUGACUGACAACUUUGGGAAGAGAUCUAUCAGGACGUUUCUUGACUUCAGGCAAACAAACAUGCCAGAAAGUCGGGACAUCAAGGGCCUCCCACUGUUGUGUUUAAUCAACCUGACGUGCAUCUCCAAAGUCAAGGUAGCGAGCUUCCUAGUGGGCCUGACGCUGAUGUUCCUCAUCACGGCUUCGUACCUACUGAUGUGGGACAGAAAAGGAUUUUUGCUAUCUGCCGUCCCGCAUCCUUUCAGACCUGUGGAUAUCACGACCAGCAAAAGCACAGCUGAAGUCUCUCUUGACACGACUUUCGUAGACGUGAAAGUGCUGGGAAAGAUUAUUAACUGCAACGAGCAGAACACAUCCAGGAGGACGCCAGAUGAAAAGGAUGUCAUCAGUACAGAUCCACAUUUAUUUUCAGUGAUUCCUCGCCAUUUCCUUCCCAACAUCAAGAGCCCCUGCUGGUAUGAGGAGGUCUCUGGUGAUAUCGGCAUGGACCCAUACAAGAACAACCGCUUCAGUCUACGCUCAAAACGUUUCAAGAACGUGUGCGACCACAUGAGGGCCAGAUUCCGUCAGAACGUGUGCAGCAUAGACGGGAAACUUUUUCGCCUGCGCUGCUUGCCAUACUUUUACAUUAUAGGCCAACCAAAGUGUGGCACAACAGACUUGUUUCACAGACUCUUGAUGCUUCCAGAGGUUAAAUUUAACACCAUAAAGGAGCCGCACUGGUGGACCAGGAAACGUUUUGGCUAUAUCCGCUUCAAAAGAGGCUUCCAGGAGCGUUUUCCGAUAGAGGAUUAUUUGGAUCUGUUUGACUUGACAGCCAUAAACAUCCAAGAAGGAAUCAGUGGAAAUUCAUCUGGACAGCACCGUGCACUUCAAAUUAUAACAGGGGAAGCCAGUGCAUCCACUAUGUGGGAUAAUCAAGCCUGGAGCUAUCUCCAUGAAAACGAGGAGGAAAUAGAACCUCCUUUCCUGGCUCAGGACUUUAUCCAUGCAGUCCAACCUGGUGCCAAGAUCAUCAUAAUGCUCAGGGAUCCAGUAGAGAGGCUUUACUCCGACUACUUGUACUUUACCUUGGCCAACAAGUCUGCAGAGGAUUUUCAUCAGAAGGUUGUCGAGUCAGUCCAGUUGUUUCAGUCCUGUCUCUCUGAGAAGUCACUGCGAUCAUGCGUGUAUAACACCAGCCUUUUCAACACCAUGCCGGUGAGACUGACUCUGGGAAUGUACUUUGUCUUUGUUCUGGACUGGCUGAGCAUUUUCCAAAGGGAGCAGAUUCUAGUUCUUCGACUGGAGGACUACGCAGCCGACCUUAAAAAGACAAUCAAGAAAGUUUUUGAUUUUCUCAGUGUGGGUCCUCUGUCAGAGCAGGUGGAGGCAGCACUGACUAAACGUCCCAUGUCCAACACGCGCCGGGCAAAAGACAGGAGCCUUGGUCCCAUGCUUCCAGCCACCAGGAACCUCCUCAGUCAGUUUUAUCAGCCUUUUAACAGUAAACUGGCCGGCAUAUUGAACACAAAGGCUUUUCUCUGGAGUCCCAGCAGAAGCAGGCUCAGCAACAAUGAAAUUCAAGGGAAUUGAAAGAUCAGAGAGAAAUGUCACAGAAAAAUGCCAUUAAAAUACAUGAAGUGUAUCUACAGUGAAAGAACUGAUGUCUAAGGUUGUGUAAAAGUAGGACACAUCAAGUCAAUAUGAUAAAGAAAUAAACUAACGUUGAUUUCACAAAGUGCAUUCGUAGAGUCCACGCAGCAGAGUAAGACUAAAUAGCUUCCACCUAAUUUAUAACUGAAACGAUUAAGUUAAGUUUCAUGGGUUGUAAUACAUUGUUUUAAACGUAUACGUUGUACAAAUAAAUCAAAUUUGAUUCUUAUUUUU